CGCAUCCACAUCUGGCACAGCAGGAGGGAGAAGCAGCAGAAGUAGCAGCAUCAUCAACGCUGGCUAAUCUAAUCUGGUCUGGUCUGGUCCAGGACUGGGUGUCGUCGAGUCGCCGUGGGGAACCCAGACGAAGCCCAGAGAGAGUGGGUCCAUCAUUGUCGAACUGUUGGACGGCCAUUCAAUGAUCGAAAGCAUCGACUCUCUCGUGCCAAUCAGCAGCAGCACGGAAUGAAAUGCACCACCGUCUGUUGGGCGCGAGUCCCGAAUCAUCGAGCCUCCCGGAGGUUCGACGACGUUGUCCGACUCUUCUCCCCCCACAUCUACGUAGGGUAGGGGACCGUGGGGGGUGGGUUCCAGCUUUCGUAGCCUUGGUGGGCCGAAUGUGAAGCGGGGAAUGAUUGAGCGGCGCAUUGUCGUCACCCCAACGUGUUUCCCAGAUUUUCGAACACGGGCCGUCUUCUCUUUCCAUCGGUCAUCAAUGAUCGCCUCCGUCGUCACUACCACAACCGGAGUUGCAGUUCUCUCAACUAAUUAGAGAGUGGGGGCAAACGACAUGCAACGGGAGGUUUAUUUGUUCGCAUCCGGUGUAGGACCAUCUGUACCAUCGCUCAUUAUGUGUGGACUUUUGGUCCUUGUCUAGGAGAAAAUAACGAGGAAGGCUCGGAGAAUGCGGUCACGCCGCAAGGCUCUGGCUAGCCCCUGGAGAAGAGUGUACUACACUCGGCCAACGUUAUUGAUUACCCACAUAGGUCAAUGACUUCCAUGGCACAAGCAUGGCAGUGAGAGAACGGGAGAUAUUACAACCAGAUUCUGGGCAGCAAUGAGUGAGCGCACACUUUUGCAGCCUUCUUCCAAUUCCGCCGCUCACCUGCCAUUCUCUCCCGCGUUUGUCCAUACUCUUGGGUUAAUCCUCUUGCUGCGACUAGGCGUGGAAUUACGUCAGUCUGAAAGGGUAUAGAAUUUUUUGAGCAGAAUUUGCUCUCAUCGAUUCCAAAUUUUCAUAGCUAAGAUUCAGAGGUUUAUAUUGUCUUCAAGACAUCAUUCUUACUAGUGCCCCCGUCCGACUCCGUUGGAGAGGUUCGGCCGUCGUUCCGUUUCGCACACACGAAAUCUCAUUCGAUAGUUCUAGGGACUGCACUCUGAUAUCUGAUCCUCGACGAAUCCUUGGCUCUCCCUCUUGGCUCCUCUCCUUGCUUACCUUUUAUCUGAAUCUUUAAUGGUUGCUAGUGUUACGAAGUGGUACCUUUAGCUCUUGGCCGAUGAGUGAAUACCAACCAUCACGUUUCUCCUGUUUAGUAAGAAGAACCUAAAGAUCGCACGAUUGUAUGACUCUUACUUGCUAGUCUUACCACCGUAGAGCAGGAUUGUAAGGUCGGAAGGAUUAGCCUGAAGCCCAAUAAGUGCAAUCCGCAACAAUGCAGCAGCGUCAGUACCGAAGGAUGAACAGUCGGCUGCGGAGGGCACCUCUGACCCGUCUGCAAUGGAUCGCUGGCUACGUCGCUCUCACCUUAGGAACUCUUAUUCUCACUUAUAUCUUCUCAGAUGGGCUGCACUCUUUUCGCUCAAAGACCCACUCGCUUGACCAUCACGAUGCUUCUCUCGUGCUCCCUAAGGAAAAUGUACUGGGCCAGACCCACGGAUUGAAUUUGAAGCAGGAACUGGUUUCCUCUCACUUGCGAUCCACAAAGUUGGCUCUGCACAUUGAAGAUUCCAGUCUGGAUCUUCAAGCUAAACUUUGGGAACCGCCAGCAGAUAAAGGAUUUGUCCCUUGUGUCGAACCAGGCCCAGCGCACUCAGGCCCUAAGCCUGCCAAAGGCUAUCUAAUGGUGUCCACAAAUGGUGGACUCAACCAGAUGAGAGCAGGGAUUUGUGAUAUGGUAGCAAUUGCACGAUUAAUCAACGCUACUCUUGUAAUCCCAGAACUGGAUAAGGGUUCAUUUUGGCAAGAUGCCAGCAAUUUUUCAGAUGUUUUUGACGUUGAGUAUUUCAUAAAGGCGCUGGCUAAUGACAUCCCUGUCAUCAAGGCGCUCCCUCCGAGCAUGAAGAGCGAGCCCAAAGUCUUGAAGCAAUUUCGAAGCUGGUCUGGCGUGAAGUAUUACGAACAAGAAAUAGGAAGACUAUGGCUGAACUAUAAGGUGAUAAAAGCUGCGAAAACAGAUUUGCGCCUUGCAAAUAACCACCUACCCGCCGAGAUUCAGAAGCUGCGCUGCCGAGUACACUACGAUGCACUACGUUUUGCUCCUCACAUCGAAGCUUUGGGGAAGGUGAUAGUGGAAAGACUGAGAUCGGCAGGACCUUACAUCGCAUUACAUCUGCGGUAUGAAAAAGACAUGCUGGCCUUUAGCGGCUGCACGUAUCAAUUAUCCACAGAAGAAGCCCAAGAGCUUACCACUAUAAGGGAAAAUACACCUCAUUGGAAGGUUAAGAAGAUAAAUGGAACAGAGCAAAGGAGGAACGGGUUUUGUCCUCUUACUCCGACAGAAGUUGGCGUGUUUCUGAAGUCGCUAGGUUACCCCGAGAGCACUCGAAUAUACGUUGCGGCUGGAGAGAUUUAUGGUGGUCGUGAGCGGAUGUCAGGUCUUCUUUCCCGCUUCCCAAACGUGAUGAGCAAGGAAUACAUUGCCACCGCUUCAGAACUGGCGCCGUUUUUUAAUCAUUCGUCCCAAAUGGCAGCACUGGACUAUAUAGUAUCCGUUGAGAGUAAUGUAUUCGUGUCGUCCUACUCUGGAAACAUGGCGCGUGCCGUUGAAGGACACCGCCGCUUUUUGGGUCACCGCAAAACCAUCAGCCCUGAUAGAAAGGAACUCGUUGCUCUGUUUGAUAUGCUAGACCAAGGUCUUCUCAAAGAGGACCAGAAUCUUGCGGAUGUGAUAACUACAAUGCACGAGAAUCGGCAAGGCGCUCCUCGCAAGCGUAAAGGACCGCUGAAAGGAACGAAAGGUAGAGACCGUCUGCGGUCCGAAGAGGCUUUCUACACAAAUCCCACGCCAGAUUGUUUGUGUCAACAAUCCGACUUCCCUAAACAUGUAAAUUACGAACAGAACUAUUCUCCUCAAGAGACGGAGCGAGAAGGGAGGCAGAUGGAGUCAGGGGUUGCAGUGCAAAGAAGAUAGUCUAGCAGAUUGUAACAGCAACGAUAUGUUAAUGUACAUUGUGCUCAGACUCAACCAUCACGACGCAGAGUUACAUGAGGCAUCAUGCUGUCAGCUUUCUCACAUUCUCGAUCAGAAUGACGAGCUGGAACUCAUCCAACCCGGAGUUCCGUUGUAUGUGGGUAGCACUUCUUAUGAACAGGUGCAACAGCAUUCGACAUCUUGCGAGCCUAAUGUCUAAUUCCACAACAGGAUGAAACAUGUCUUCCACAUCACUCCCUCCUAGCUGGAAUGCUUUCCUUGGUUUCAUUCUGUCUAUGAAACUUACUCUAGAUUUUGAAUCUGAGAGUCGUAAAGCUUUGCAGUUGGCCGCUAUUUCUCUGGCAGUUGUGUUGUCUGGCUAAUAGGAAGUGGGCACCGAUGCAAUGUUCCGGUGUAUGCAGCUGCCAAGUAUUGGAUAUGUAGCUUCAUCCUUAAGUGCAAUGGAGGGCACCCACUAGUAUGUCUAAACUGGAAGUUGUGUAUUUCUUGUGCCACUCACAGCUGCCGAAAAUUCCGACAGUAAAUUGAGAAUGUGUCGGUAGAUCAGUGACGGGACAUUAGGAGGUGUCGGUGUCACAGCCUAGUGAGAGGAACAAAUCUAAUCACGCUUUUUUGUAACAUUCGGCAUGCAAAAACGUGAUACCGUUGCUUCUUUAUUACACGACUUUGAUACUCUUUUUAGAGUAAGAUAAGGGGGUGAAUAUUCCAAAUCCUGAUUGUACAGAAAUAUAUGCGCCAGAUAAUAUUCAGAACA
Molecule: messenger RNA, 3888 nt
Organism: Physcomitrium patens
Lineage: Eukaryota; Viridiplantae; Streptophyta; Bryopsida; Funariales; Funariaceae
Product: O-fucosyltransferase 38
Cellular component (GO): cytoplasm
Source: RefSeq, a predicted model, not a curated record